GAAGAAGACGGAACCUAUACUGACGAAGAUACUUUGAAGCUGAUGGAGUAUACCAGCAACUGUUUGAAAAAUGAAAUGAGUCAAUACCCAUACGCAUCUUGGACGACAUUCAGACGACGACGUAUAUUUGCCGUACAAAGUAUUGGGAAUAAAUUGACCUUGCUAUCAACCAGUCGUAUGGAAGUCGGAAAAUGGUGCUUUGUGGAGAUACGGUCUGCAAUUGUACCAAGGGACUGGGAAGACCGAUUAUACUUGAAUCAUUUGAUGGAAUUAUUGAUGAAGCUGAAGGUAAGAUUACAAUCAAGUUAUAAGUUAACAAUGCUUUUAAUACAACAAGAAUCAGGAGUGUCUCCUGUUGAUGCCGAGGACACCAUCAAAGCGGUCAAUCGAUCCGGUCAAGCGAUUAAGGAAUUGUACUAG
Messenger RNA from Zychaea mexicana, 420 nucleotides. RefSeq lists its product as uncharacterized. The record is from RefSeq and is a predicted model, not a curated record. Lineage: Eukaryota; Fungi; Mucoromycota; Mucoromycetes; Mucorales; Lichtheimiaceae. The transcript has 2 exons. The annotation marks the transcript as partial.